This is a messenger RNA of Paramecium tetraurelia, 1281 nucleotides long. RefSeq lists its product as uncharacterized. NCBI's taxonomy places the organism in Eukaryota, Ciliophora, Oligohymenophorea, Peniculida, Parameciidae. The transcript has 6 exons. Gene Ontology annotation, molecular function: DNA-binding transcription factor activity. The record is from RefSeq and is a predicted model, not a curated record. Gene Ontology annotation, biological process: regulation of DNA-templated transcription.
AUGUAUAAUUAAAAUAAUGAAAAGGUCAAUUCUCUGUUUGAUUUAGUUGAAAAUGAUUUCAUUGUGAAUUAUUUAUUGGAUCCACCUCAUGCAUUUCCAAGAACUAAUAGUAACUAAAAUUUUAUUGGAUUAUAAUAAAAUUUCUCAUUGUUGGAUAAUUAGUAUGAACCAAUGGACAUGAAAUAAGACGAGCCAAUUGCAGAAGCAAAGAAAUAAAAAUCGAAAAAACGAAAAACUCAAAAAAGCAAUGAAUCUGAACAAUUAAAAUAAAAGGAUCCAUUUUAGUACAAGAAUAACUUAAAGAACACAUACAUCAAUAAGAUUACGAGUUUGGUUUAGCAGGAUAGUCAGAAAUUGUUACAACAACAAUAGGCAAAAUUUAGAACAUCAGAGGAUGAUAGAAUUGAUAAAAAUAACAGUGUUUCUUAUUAGGAUAUAGAGGAUAGCACUCAGGCCAAAUUGUUAAGGAACAGAGAAUGUGCUAGGAAUUCAAGGAAGAGGAAGAAGAUUUACAUUGAGUUGUUGGAAAACCGAGUCAAAUAAUUAAAUGAUGAACUCGAAAAACAGAAAUUAUUGAAUAAGACAAGUGCAGGUUACUUGAAUAAGAUGAGUUAGAAUCAAUAAUUGCAAGGAUUCUUUUUGGGAAGGUAAUAAUUAUAUGAGAAAUUGGAGAAAUCCAUCCAAAACAAGGCAGAUGAUAAUGAAUUAAAUUUAUUGUUAGAUUCAAUGAGGUUUAGAGUUGGUGGAGGUGGCAAAGAAAGAGUAAGUGCAUCCAAUUACUUCUUUAAUCAAAUAUUGGAGAUCUGCUUUCCUGUUCAUGUUCGAUACAUGUUAUGGGCUGCUAGUGAAAGCAAGGACUUAUUUGCUGAUUAAUUAGAUCAGUAAUAGUAGGAAGGAUAGCCUUAAUGGUUGUUGGAUCUGACCAGGGAUCUCUAGAUAAACGAAACUCAGAAAAAAUAGAUGAAGAAAUCAUAAAGAAGGAUCAUAAGUGAUAAGAAUAAACUAUUAGAAAUCUUGACUUAAUUCCAAGAAAUCAAAGAAUAACUAUAUAAUAAAACUUCCUAAGUGGAGAACUUUAUUGAUGAACUUAGAAAUAUUUUAAAUCCUACACAAGUUGGCAAGUUUUUAAUUGGUUUAGAGAAAAACAAAUUUAGAAGAGAAAUGACAAUAUCCAAGAUAUGGAAUAUAUUUGAUGAUCAGAGUGAUGAUGAAGAAGCGGAAGUUGAAGUUAAAGAAGAGGAUUCUGUAGAAGAACCAGCUAAGAAAAAAGUAUAAAUUUGA